Habropoda laboriosa is the source of this 608-nucleotide messenger RNA. Its product is annotated as peptidyl-prolyl cis-trans isomerase-like 3. The transcript has 4 exons. Gene Ontology annotation, biological process: protein folding; protein peptidyl-prolyl isomerization. Gene Ontology annotation, molecular function: peptidyl-prolyl cis-trans isomerase activity. NCBI's taxonomy places the organism in Eukaryota, Metazoa, Arthropoda, Insecta, Hymenoptera, Apidae. Gene Ontology annotation, cellular component: catalytic step 2 spliceosome. The record is from RefSeq and is a predicted model, not a curated record. The coding region runs from base 123 to 608 and encodes 161 amino acids.
UAUAUACAUGUGAAUUCGGUUUUUUCAUCAAUGCAUAAUAGAUAGCGAAAAAUGUGAAUGAUAUUAACAAUAACAAGCGAUGUUUCUUGACUUCUACAAAACAGUGGACAAUACUUUUGAAAAUGAGCGUGACUUUACAUACUGACGUUGGUGACAUAAAGAUAGAAUUAUUUUGCGAGUUGUGCCCAAAAACUUGUGAGAACUUUCUUGCCUUGUCUGCUAGUAACUACUAUGACAACUGCUUAUUUCAUAGAAACAUAAAGGGUUUUAUUGUGCAAACUGGAGAUCCUACACAAACUGGUAAAGGUGGAAUAUCGAUAUGGGACCGUAAAUUUGAAGAUGAAUUUAAAGAAGAAUUAAAACAUAAUGCAAGAGGACUUGUUUCUAUGGCUAAUAAUGGCCCAAAUACAAAUGGAAGCCAAUUUUUUAUCACGUAUGGUCCUCAACCACACUUAGAUCUUAAAUAUACUUUAUUUGGAAAAGUGAUAGAUGGUUUAGAAACCCUCGAGCAGAUAGAGAAAUUACCUGUAAAUCCUAAAAAUUAUAGGCCACUUACAGAAACUCGAAUAAACAGUGUAACUAUACAUGCUAAUCCUUUGGCAGGAUAA